Molecule: messenger RNA, 6156 nt
Organism: Sciurus carolinensis (gray squirrel)
Lineage: Eukaryota; Metazoa; Chordata; Mammalia; Rodentia; Sciuridae
Gene: Cmc2
Product: C-X9-C motif containing 2
Exons: 5
Coding region: 57-329 (90 amino acids)
Cellular component (GO): mitochondrion; nucleus
Molecular function (GO): DNA binding
Source: RefSeq, a predicted model, not a curated record
UGCUCCUGGACUUCCAGUGGGUUGUGUUCAGAUAAACCCAUCAUCAUAAGUUGAAAAUGUUGCACUGCUGUGAUCACCACCUCCCAAAGAUGCAUCCUGACUUAUCUCCACACUUGCACACUGAAGAAUGCAACAUCUUGAUUAACUUGCUUAAGGAAUGUCACAAAAAUCACAACAUUCUGAAAUUUUUUGGUCAUUGCAACGCUCUUGAUCGGGAGAUGAGAAAAUGCUUGAAGAAUGAGUACAUGGAAAAGAGGACCAGGAGCAGGGAGCAUGGCAAUGCAAUGCGAAAAAGACUUUUCAGUCUUCCGGAGGAGUCUGAAAAAUAAUUUACAUUUUUAUGAUUUUACUAGAAUUAGAGCAAAAUGAUGCCAAGAGACAUCCCUUUAAAGCAGCAUGGCAAUGGUAAAGAUCAAACCUUGAUGACAUGACCUAGAGCAAGAAGAAUUCUGGGAAAUCCCAGCAUGUUAACUAUAAGGAAACAUUCCAAUUCUAUUGUUUUGAGUAGUCAUUUUCUGGGGGAUGUGACUCAGUAUAAAGUGCUUGCCUAACAUUUGUGAGGCCCUGGGUUCAAUCCUUGAUAUUGGGGGGGAAAAAGUCAUUUUCUGAAAGAUUAAAUGUUCAUAGUCAACCCUGUGAUGACAGAUUGAAAAUAUUUGAAAAAAGUUGCAUCAAUACUGAAGAUGUACAGACUUUGAGUUCUUGUCUUUUUCUAAAUAAUACAGUAUAAUAACUAUUUACAUAGCAUUUACAUUUCAUUAGAUAUUAUAAGUAAUCUAGGGAUGAUUUAAAGUAUGCAGUAGGAUGCAUGUUGGUUCUAUGCAAAUGCUACACCAUGAAGGGACUUGAGCAUCUGUGGAUUUGGGUAUCCAAAGGGAUCCUGGAACCAGUGCCCUCUCAGACACUAUGGGACAACUGUAAUGAACAUUGAUGGUGAUGAGUAGGAUUUAAGUCUUGGACUUGGUUCCUCAUUUGGUUGAAUGUACCCACUGUGGGUGCCAGUUUACUCUCUGUUCUUGACUUUAGAACAGCAUGUCUCCUGUCUGCUAGGUAUAGGGUUCUUCAUACAUUUAAUUCUAUCAGUUGUUUUAUCAUUGUUCUUUCUGCCCAUUGUUUUGAGACCUGUGACAGUUUGGCAACUCCCAGUCAUAGCAUAGUAGGGGUUUAGUCUUCCAAGGUGUCAAGGAAUCAGUUGGGCUGUAAUCUCUUGCAGUGGAAUUCUGUGUAUGAUGUCCAGCAUGAGACAGUGUUGGUGUUUAACAACACAAUUGGUGUUUAACAAACAAUUUCCCUGUUGCAGAAGGUGUUCAGGAAGCUGGACAUAUGAGCAAGGUGUUGCAGAGAUUAGUAGGCAUUUGGUGGGAAGGAAGAGGUGGGAAAGAACCAGAAUUAAUUCUUGAGAUCCCUUCCAAGACAGAUUGUAUAGUAUUUAUUGUCUCCCCGUGUUAGUCACUGUAGAUAAGAAAUGAGACAUUUUGCCUUUUGAGUCUUGUGGCAAACUGGCACAUUGACUGUUAGCAUUGUCAACUAUAACCAUGAAUGUUCCAUGGUGAGGGAGGUGGCAUAGAAAACCUAGAAAGGCCACUUAUACUCAGCUUUCAGGAAGAUGGAGCCAUUCCAGGAAAACUAGUUAGCAAAGGUGAACUUUGACAAACAAGACAGUGGAUUACCUUCUGGGAUCUGCAGCCAUUUGGCAUAGCUGGAAAAUGGGGACUGAUGAUGGAAGAAGAUCAUAAACAGCUUUGAGUUUUGUUGAGAUUUUUAUCUUCAAAGCUGAUGUCACUGGUUGCAGAUUUUAACGUGGUGAUUAGGGAUUUGGGGAGAAAAAUUAGUUGGAAGGAUGUUUCAAUUGGUAUUUUGGUAAGAUUUUUCUGGUUAUAAUUUGGGGAACAAAAUGGAGAGCAAGAAAGAUUACACCAAGAGGGACCAAUUAGAAUUUUGUUCCAGUGAAUGAGAGCUGAAUUAAAGAAGUGACUUUGGUGGUCAACAGGAAUGACUAGCCAGGCAUGCCUGUAAUUCCAGCUACUUGGGGGGCUGAGGCAGAAAGAGCACAAGUUUGAGACCAGCCUUAACCAUUUAUCAAGACCCUGUUUCAAAAAAAUAAAAACAUAAAGGAUUGGGGAAGUAGCUUAGAGGUACAGCAACCUUGACUGUUUCUGCUCCCUGAGUCCAAAAUCCCAGACACACUAACAUGGUCACUCAUAACCAGUGAUCUCCUGAUGAAUGUUUAAUGACUAGACUAACUCUCCAAAAACAACAGGAAAAGAGAAGAUAAAAAGGCACUCAUCUGUAGCAUUUGCCAUUUUCCAUGGUGUAAAUACUCCCACUAGUGGAUUUCAAACUAUCAACCUGAGGGUGGAGUUGGGAAGAGAUGUGACCAAUAGACUUUUCUGAGCUCGCAGAAAAGGCCCUGCAGAAGGAACUGCAGUGCAUCAAAUCAGUUGAUGUCCCUUGAUAGUCGCCUUUCUUACCUCCAGUGUUUUGUCAGUUGAAAGUACCUGUAAUCUGUGGGGUAUACUGCAAUGGGUGGUCUGACUUUGAUGGCCCAAGUAACUGAAGUUCAGGACUACUACAGGCUCCUAGGGUAAGUUCUUCUAUGAGGAAUGAGUAAUCUCGUGCCAGGUGAAGUUAAAUCAGCCUGUGCCAUCAUGCUUGGAUUUGUGUUCAGCAGCAGAGGUCAGGAGUUCAGAUGCAUCUUGCACCACCACCCUCAUGAUCACAUUAGCUUGAUCACAUCUCAAGGAAUGAGUCUUCAGAAGUAGGUUGGACUCAAAAGUUACCCACCUAUGUGACUUCUGCAUGAUGCUCAGCCUCUCAGGAUUUCAACUCAUAAUUUUUAAAACGAAAUUGUUGGACUAGUUUACUUGGUUGCCUCAGAAUCCACAGGACCUCAGGUCUAAGCACUAAAUAAUCAGUAGGGAUAACGUUCUUUUUUGAACUAUAUUGCCAGCCCAAGUAACUUUCCUUUACCAUAAAACAUUCUGUGAUUGUGAGAGUAACAUAGUCUGGGAUUUUGGUGGUUUUGUGUUGAUUUUCUUCCCAUCUAGGACUCAGCUUCCUGUGCUUGUAUCUCUUAGGGUAUAGGAGCCACUUUAGUAAAAGGAAAGUAGACCCUGAGGAGUAUUGAGUUUCAGUGGCAUGCCAGACUCCUGCUUAGGACUGCUCUUCCUGCUCUAGGCUGGUCUUCCUCUGGACCGCCUCAGUACUGCCAGGGAAGACACUGCCCACUCCAGCCCAGCAUGUCACUUUUAAGGUCUUUCUCUGAUGAUUCCAUCUGUUCUUGACCCUUAAUAGAGUACAGCUAUACAGUCAAGGCUGUGGCAGUAUUGACCCCAUCUACCCUUCCAGUUCCCUCAAAGGAGGAAGUUUGAGGAAGAGAAAAAUACAGUAGAAUAGGAGCACCAUGAACAGGGAGAGGGCAGAGUGACAAAAGGGGAGAAAGGUGGGCAGGGUCAACUUCCACCUUGGAAACAAUCAAUGGAUAGGACCCUGAAUGUUAUUUGGAGGCAAUGAAAAAUCAUUAGGAGGUUUUAUAGAGAUUGGCAAUGGUUUAUUUAUACUAGGCACCGAGGAUUAAACCCAGGGGCAACUUUACUACUGAGACACAGCCCCAGUCCUUUAUUUUGAAUCUCACUAAUUGCUAAGACUGACCUGGAACUUGAAAUCCUCCUGCCUCAGCUUUCUGUGUCACUGGGAUUAUAGGUGUGUGCUACCACACCAGACUUUCAUUUACUUAUAUUUUAUAAAUUUCAUGUUGGUUACUGAAUAAAGAAUGGUUAUAUUUAAACCAAUUCAACCCAGUGAUAAUACCUGUCACGUAAGUAACAGGAUUUGUUGAGAUAUAUGUCAUGGCAAAUUAUCAGGCACAGAGUAAGGGCCCUCUCAGUAUUGCUGUUCUAAGUGUAUACAAAUAGGGGUCUCAAACAUUUCUCCCACACUUUGAUGGGAUGUGCCAAAUCACUUGAGGUGGUCCCACCUGGCACAUCUCCUACUAACGGGUGGAGGAAUCGGGGUUGUAGGACUUGGUAGGAGGAAGAAGGAAGGGCCCGGGAACUCAGGCCGACCUGACCCAUUCCCUUGCUGCUUAUACAUCCUGCCUUUCCACAGAGGAAGUCAGUCCCCAGGUGUGCCUAUCUCUCCCUUGCCAUACCACCUCUGGCUUGAGUCAUGUCUAGUCUUACCAGCAUUCUCUAGCUUACUGUGAAUGAGAGUGGAAUCUCUUGUUUCUCCUUUCUGGAGCAAGCAUGCUCUCCUCUUGAGGAUUUCCAAGUAUUUAAAAAAAAUGUUCCACUUGCUGCAGAAGUCUGAGACUAGAGGGAGAUUGGGGCAGGGAGGAGUGGAGAUUGGGGCAGGGGGAGCAGAGAUUCUCUGUCUCUUGCCUUUGUCAAGCACCUGAUGCUGUGUAGCACUCAGCAGUGUUGGUGGGACACUGAUGAAGGAGCUGAACACAGUGCAAGUGAGGGCUCACAUCAGGAAGUACCACCCAAGGCUGCCUAAGGAGUCUGGCUCUGGCUUUCCUUCUGGGGGCAGUGGGAAGGCAUUUCAGGGUCUGUGCAGAGUGAAGAGUUAAGGAAUAGAUUUCCUUCACCUGUCAACUUCUGGUGCUCUCAGGUCAUAAGGUACAGUCUCUUAAAAAUUGGAGCAAUCAGGCCAAGGUUUUCCUGAGAAAUCUAAUUUUGUGGAACACUGUGGGCCUUGAUGCUCUGGUCACAAGAAAUUUAUUAACGCUUUAUUGCAAGAAGUGCUACACAAUUUUAUUUAAACAUAAAGAUAGAAAGUUGAGCUGUUUCUGAUCCUUCAUGAAUGGAGUUUAAAAUCAGGUUAAUCUUCACAGAGUAUUCUGCUGAAUGUCCCAUGUUAGUUUUCCCAGGAAAGAACUUGGGCUGAAACAAAUGAAAAAUUGCACAUUGACCUGCCUGGUGAACAGACCAGAGAUCAUUCUGUGCUUGGCAAAAAAAGACCCCCAAAACAAGUUGCAUAGUCAUAAGGGACUGCCCUGACACCAUGAGAUUGAAACUGGCACCUUUUAAAUUCUGUUAAACCCAGGAAUUUGGAUAUGCCCAAACCUUCCUUAAUCCUCAACCUUGCCGACCUCCACUGGAGAGGUCACUGAGGGAGGUAAGUUCACAGGGGAGGUAAGUGCAAGGGAAGUGAAAGGAGGCUUUGCCUUUACCCAUCCUCUCCGCAGUGGCGCGAGGGGUGGAGUAGGUGGCCCAGGCUGCAGGCCUGUGUUUCUUUCCUGUAAGCUCCAGGCUGAUCUCACUGCAGCUGGUCACAUGGGAAGAAAGGAGACAGGAGAGCCUAGAGCAGGCAACCCAGUUUCACUAUCAGAAGAGAAGCUGGAUCAGCGGAUACCCUACUAGAACAAUAGCGAGGGAGGAGAUCACAUAAUGGGAAGGAACUUUAGUGCUAAUAUUGCCAUUUUUUUAAAGAUGAAAUGUUUUAAGUUUUAUAGAAAAGUAUACAGGCUAAUGUGAACACAAGCCACUAUCUAGCUUUAUUAGUAUUAACAUUUUGCCAUACUUGUUUUGAUUUAGGGUUUUUUUGUUUUUUUUUUUUUUUUUAAAGAAAUAACACAUCACAAACCCGAGUAAGGCCUCCUGUGUCCUUCUUCCCAUGUAUUUUCCUCUCUAUCCCAGGUAACUGUACCCUGACUGAUAACUUUCAUUCCCAUGCCUGAUUUCAUACUGCAUCCAUGGGUUAGUAUUCACAAACAAUGGAUUAUUUUGCAUAUCUAGACAUUUUACUUAGAAGGCAUCAUGAUGUGUACAGUCUCUGUAGCCUUUUCACAAAAUAUGUUGAUAAAGGAAGCUCUUUAUUCAUUCUGACUGCUGUAGUAGUGUUCCAUUUUAUGACUGUGCCACUGUUGAAGCAUUUUCCUUUUGAUGGGGAUUUAGGUGUAUAGUUUUUGCUACUAUAUAUGGUUUCAGUGAAUCUUCUUACAUGUCUUCUUGUGCAAUCUGGGAGAGUAUCAGGUGUAAACCUAGGAUUUUAAUUAUUGGGUUUUAAGGUAUACAUCUUCAAACUUACUGAAAGUUGUAAAUUGCACCCUAUUAAUUAAUACUUCCUAAUGACAUUGUUUUUCCAUCUAAAUAUGGUGUGUCUCUUGACUCAUUCCGGAGUUUUAUGUCUUUAAAUAAAAUGUUAUGAUUUUUA